Eurytemora carolleeae is the source of this 854-nucleotide messenger RNA. RefSeq lists its product as uncharacterized. The record is from RefSeq and is a predicted model, not a curated record. The coding region runs from base 32 to 751 and encodes 239 amino acids. Lineage: Eukaryota; Metazoa; Arthropoda; Copepoda; Calanoida; Temoridae. The transcript has 7 exons.
UAGUAUUUUUUUUCCAGAUCCCAAGAUAAAAAUGUUUGGGUUGGAACUAAUCUUACUCCUGGGAUUUAUUGUAUCCUGCAGUGCUGGUAUCAUCCAGGACGAUAUUAUCUAUACUGGAGAAGAGGAACCAAGAUUCCUGACCAAUUACACCUCCAGUCUUCUAGUUGUGAAUACAACCUUACUGGCUGUUGCUGGUGGAGGAAUAAUUAUAAUUGCAGUUGCGGCCGCUAUUCUGUACUACCUCAUCACACAACCUCAGAGGAGAGAAGACGUUUAUGGAGAUUACCAAUACUACAGAGGGUUCCAGAGUUCAGGAUCUUCUCCCUUUGACCUACUGACCCUCCUGUCCGUUGCCACGGAUAUUUACGAGAAACUGGACUACAACGAUGUUGAUUGUCAGAAGAAGGUUAUCUGUGAGUUUAUGAAGGAGCCAGAAAUGUUCGGAACUGGAGCAAGUACAGUAAAGUCUGGAGUACAAAUGGCAACCAAGUUUCUGGAGUCCUGGGGAGUACCAUACUUAUCAGAGAUAACUGAAGCAACUACACUUAAUCAGGAUGAGAGGAGCUGUGAGGUGAGAUACCAGGAGUGCAAUGAUAUAUCCCUCAAGGAGUCCUACAACAAGUCAGCAGAGAAGAUCAAGGGAGUUCAAGCUAAUCUAGUCACAGCUAAACCUGAAGCUGAACCUGUAUCCGAGACUAAACCAGUAGAGAAGGUGGAGGAGUAUGAAUAUGAAUACUAUGAUGAGAAAUAGUUUAAUAUACAGUUUAAUCUCUUAUUGUGAUACUAUGCAUACAGAUCAUACAUAUAUAUCUUUACCCGUCACCUUGUUAAAUAUAUUAUUGUUCAACUUAAAA